This is a messenger RNA of Austrofundulus limnaeus, 3290 nucleotides long. RefSeq names its product SPT2 chromatin protein domain containing 1 (gene spty2d1). Lineage: Eukaryota; Metazoa; Chordata; Actinopteri; Cyprinodontiformes; Rivulidae. Gene Ontology annotation, molecular function: DNA binding; histone binding. The coding region runs from base 482 to 2554 and encodes 690 amino acids. Gene Ontology annotation, biological process: transcription by RNA polymerase I; nucleosome assembly. Gene Ontology annotation, cellular component: nucleolus. The transcript is spliced from 6 exons. The record is from RefSeq and is a predicted model, not a curated record.
UCACGAAUCAUCUCGCUUCCGAUCACACUCUUUGGCUCUCUUCUGUCACUCUUAACACAUCGUGUUAGCUUUUUUCGAUCGACACCUGGGGCUCAUAAACUACGGAUUCUCGUAGAAUUCGUAUUAGUAGCCUUUAAUAACACGCAUUUUUGAUGGAUCUUGUCUUGGUUUCGUGUGUUUUCUGUAAAAAGAACCAUAUAGUCCGACAAGAAUCUCGGUUAGCUGACGUUCACAGCUGUAAGCUGUGUGAUUAGCUAGCUUUGCUAGCACACGUUAUUUAGUCGAUAAAGUAAAAUACGACAAACGGCUCCUCUUGCCGGCUUGUUUUCCWUUUCGUAGACCCUGCUUGACUGUGCGUGUUUCUUCUUUUGUAACUGUCAAGCUAAGUUUAGUUUUGUAACUCACUGAAACGGCUAGUGUCGGCAGAGUUUUGUUUAGUUUGCUUUCAGAUCAGCAGCUGAGUUCAUCAUCUGCUCCCAAAAUGAUGGAUUUCGAUAACAUAUUGGACAUCGCGUCUCAAAACCAGGGCCACAGCAAUGUACAGAAGAGAUACAGUUUACAAACCGGACCUCCCAAAAAGGACCCAAAGUCUAAAGGUGUGAACCCUGCUGCUGUGCAGGCACUACUGAAAAAGCAAUACAGUGAAUCAAGAAAGAAAGAAAUCGAAAUGAAGAGACAAAAGGAGGAUCUGUUAGCGAAAAGGGUUGAAUUGAAGUCUGAUCGCAAAGCAAGAGCCAUGGCCUCCAGAACGAAGGACAAUUUCAAAGGCUACAAUGGUAUCCCAGUAGUGGAGGGUCCUAAAAAGAGGACCUCAAAACUUGACAAGCAGCAYGAUCAGUCAAAUGAUGCUGAAAGAUUCAGGAAUAAUUUGAUCCACCCACUGGAUGAUGAAGAUAAUUAUGAAUACGAACAGACCGAUUCAGAGCCGGAGCAAGAGCUGCCACGACCAGGGAGAACCGUAGCUGCAGAAGUGACGAGCRGCGGCGGGGGCAGCAGGUCUUUUUCUAAAAAGCCCAGUGGUCCGCCCAAACCUGCUCCUCCUCCCUUGAACUUUGCGGACUUACUCAAGUUGGCAGAGAAGAAGCAGUUCGAGCCAGUCGAGCUAAAGCCGAAGGUGGUGAAGAAGGAGGAGAGGCUCCGGACAGCUGAUGAGAUUCGGGAACUGGAGAUGGAGCGCAAAGCAAAGAGACUUGACAAAACCAGGGACGUGACCCAGAAAGACAACAAGUCUCAGUCUAGUUCUAGCUCGGUAAGAAAAAGCACUUCACAAAAAGAACAGAAACUCGACAAACCGCAGAUACAAAAGACCUCCUUUGAGAAGCCAACUCUCCCUAAUCCAGGCAAGAAGCCACACCCAACACUGACGAGGGACCGAGGACUUUCUUCUUCUAAGACCCCUGACAGCGAGAGAGAAAGGAGUCGAGACAAGGUUCAGCCCAGUGACAGGGAGAGAUCGAGAACAAGCACUUCUGCUACAGCAGGUGCCAUGAACAAUAGAAUCCCCUCAAAAGCCCAAUCAUCUCAGGUCUCAACCAAGCAAGGAGGCCCCAGAGGACCCUCAUCUGACCCCCACAAAUCCAGCACCUCAAGUGACCUUAGCUUCAGAAGAGACAGUUUGUCGUCGCGUCAAAAGGGAGCGUCGGGUAUGUCAGGGAACAGGCCCUCGAGCUCAGCUGGUCUGGGCCAGAAACCUCAGCAGAAGAACUCGCACCAGACCAGACCCAUUCCAGGGAGCUCCGUAAAGCAGGGGCCUGCAGUCGGAGGCGUCAGAUCUGGCAAAGGAGAACCCAUCAGGUCUGGGAAUAACUCGGUGGUUAAAUCCAGCAGCAGUCCGGGGAUGAGACCAGCUCUGGGCGCUCCUCCUAAACCAGGAGGCCACCCUCAGGGAAGGCCCGGAGGCACCGCUCAGGCCAGACCCGGCAGCGCACCGCAGGUCAGGCCCAGUGGCCGCGGCCCACACGGUCACCCAGGAGGGGGUGGGCUUCGACCUCCGGGAGCUGGACCGGGUAGACCUGGUGGUGGAGGGCCGGUACCAGGGCGCCCGACUGGAAGUCUCGGAUCAGGACCCGGAAGACCAAAGUGCACCGUCGUGUCGGAAACCAUCUCAUCCAAGAACGUUGGAGGAUCCAGACCGGGGGUCCCCCCUCGGCCAGGCAUGCAACAGAGACCUGGGAUGGUUCCCAGACCAGGAAUGCCACCCAGACCGAUGAUGAACAGACCCCCGGGGCCAAUGUUGCCACCCAUUACAUCUGCCUACAAGAGGAAAUAUGAGGAUGAGGAGGAAGAGUACGACCCAGAAAUGGAUGAUUUUAUUGAUGAUGAAGGUGAAGAGCARGAGGAAAUUUCCAGGCACAUUCGGGAGAUUUUUGGUUACGACCGAUCGAAAUACAAAGAGGAGAGCGACUAUGCACUUAAAUUCAUGGAGAGCAGCUGGAAAGAUAUGCAGAAAGAAGAAGCGAGGAGCUUGAAAAUGGCCGUUCAGGAGGACCUGGAGGAGGAGAGACGAGAGGAAGAAGAGCUGAGAAGACAGAAGGCCAAGAGGAAAAAAAACUAACCGAAGCUUCAUUCCUGUUUAGUCAAAAUUCCUUUGUGUUCUGUGAACAAUGGGACUGUGGCGCUGCGAUCUUAAUAUUAAAACCUCCGUAUCCACAUAGGAUCAUGAUACUUUUUUACUACCUGCUGUCCAGAUAGAGAAGAGAAGUUCUAGAGAAAGACAAAAUAACAAUUACAAUAUGCACAAGUCAUUCAGGCAUUAUAUCAGGAAAAGUAUUUUUUGUUUACCUUAUUUAUUUCUCCUGUGUUUUUCCUGGCCUUACAAAAGUCCCAAUCUGUUAAGGGUUGUYACAAAAUCAAAAUAAAUGAAAUAUAUUUUAUUGUUAAUAACAAAGAGUACAGGUUGACAGUUUUCCCUGUUUCUUUUAGCAGAGGCUCUUGAAUAUAUUUUCAAACAAAAAAUAAACAUGACAUAAAAAUGCAGAAAACUUUGCCAUUUCAUAUGUUGUGUAAAAUAAUUUGAAAGAUACAAUUGCAUAAAARAUUGUAUUGUACAGUUCUGUCAGUUUUUGACUACCUUGUAUGUGUAUAUAUACUGUAUAUACAUUCUUUGGGUGCUCUAAGAGGCGUUUUACUGUAGUUCUCUUAUACAUUGUGUUGGAUAUAAUACUUAGUAAAUUGGAUGACGAAGAAAAGUCUCUACAAUUCAUAAUGAAACAAUAGCUGUUAGGUGUGGUUGGAUCAUUUUACUUUGUGGCUUCCCUACAAUGCAAUAAAUUUAAUUUUGAUAGACUGAA